AUGGAUUGUAAACGAGCAGACUGGGAUAAAUAUAAAUCCGUUAUAGAAGAAAAAUGCGAAAAGAUAGAUAAUUCUACAACAGAAGUUAGUUAUAGUGAAUUAUUAGAUUGGAUUGAUAGUGCAGCUAACAGCAGUAUACAAAUUAAUAAGGUGAGGAAUAAAACCAGAAGACCAAUGUGGAAAGUUUUCAAAAUGGUAAGAUCUAUGCUAAAUAUGGGUGAAUCGGGAAAUGUAUCAAAAUGUAGUGAUGAUGUAUUAGAUGUUCUAGUAGACAAAAUAGCACCACCAGGAGUUAGUUACAAUAUUGAUGAAGAUUUAAAUGGAAAUGAAAUAGAUGCCUAUAGACCAAUAACUUUAAGCUCGUGCAUAGCCAAGAUAAAAGAUAGAUUGAUAAAGAGGAGGCUAGAAUGGUGGUUGGAACAUAAUAAAAUAUUCCCAAGAACUCAAUUUGGUUUCAGAAGAAAACAUAGUACAAUGGAUAAUUUAAGUAUAUUUAUUAGUGACAUAUAUUUGGCAUUUUCUAAAAAUACAUAUGUUGUAGCACUAUUUAGUGAUAUAAAGGGAGCUUAUGACAAUGUAAUACCUAAUAUUUUAAUGGAUAAAUUAUUAAAAAAAAUAGUUUUAGAGAUGAAUGAUAGAAAAUAUGAAAGAUACUUAUACAAAGGACUUCCGCAAGGGGGUAUACUGAGUCCUUUAUUAUAUGCUUUAUAUGCUUAUGAUUUAGAAAAAAUUUGGGUACCUGGAACAAAGAUCUUACAAUAUGCUGAUGAUGUUGUGAUUUAUGUAGAAAGGAAAACAUUAAAAGAUGCUUUGGAGAUUAUGACAAACAAUAUUGAUUUAUACAAUUUAUGGUUGAGCAAAAAUGGUUUAACAUUAUCAGAAGAAAAAAGUACGAUUGAUUAUGGCUCUUGGAUAUUUAGUAACAGUAGAAAAAUUCAAGAUUUAGACAAGAUUCAAUAUCGAUGUCUUAGAAUAUGUAUAGGAGCAAUGAAGUCAACGCCAACAAAUGUAUUAUUAUUGGAAAGUGGAGAAAUGCCAUUAGAAAUAAGACGAAAGCUCUUAUGUGAUAAAUAUAUUUUGAAAAACAUAAUAAAUAAUGAAUCUGUGUUGAAUUACAAACUGAUGGAAAUAUGGAGAAGUAUAGACAGGAGCACAUAUUGGAUAAACAAAAAAGUACCAGAACUAAUAGCUAUUCGUGAAGCUGUUAGAAUAGCUAAAAUGAAUAAGUAUAAAAAAACUAUGAUUUUAACAGAUAGUUUAAGUUGUGUAAAUAAAUUAGAAAAGUUCAUGAAUACAAUAGAAUUUGAAGAAAAAAUAUAUUUUGAAAUAUUGAAUGAUAUAGAGAUAAUUACAGGGAUUGGAAAUAACAUAAAUAUUGGAUGGGUACAAGGUCAUAUAGGUGUGGAAGGAAACGAAAAGGCUGAUGAACUGGCAAAAACAGCAAGUAGGAGAGAUGGAGAAGAAGUAUGGAGAGAAACAUCGCAAAGAAAAGGAAGGCAUUACAAAUUAUAUAAUGACUGUUUAUCGUUUAAACCAUGGUUUGAGGAGUUUAAAAAUGAAGAAAGAAGAUUUAUUGUCACCAUCAGUAGGAUAAGAACCAAACACGGAAGCUAUGCGAAACACUUGCAUAGAAUAAAAGUGAUAAAUUCAGAUAUAUGUGAAUGUGGAGAGGAAGAAGGUACUCUGGAACAUAUAAUUCUGGAAUCCAUUCUUCAAGUGCGAAUAGAUGUUCUUGUAAGUUUAGAGAUGCGAUUACUGGAUCUUGAUGUGUUGCCAUGA
Molecule: messenger RNA, 1779 nt
Organism: Ctenocephalides felis (cat flea)
Lineage: Eukaryota; Metazoa; Arthropoda; Insecta; Siphonaptera; Pulicidae
Exons: 8
Coding region: 1-1779 (592 amino acids)
Molecular function (GO): RNA-DNA hybrid ribonuclease activity; nucleic acid binding
Source: RefSeq, a predicted model, not a curated record